Molecule: messenger RNA, 4150 nt
Organism: Caretta caretta (loggerhead turtle)
Lineage: Eukaryota; Metazoa; Chordata; Testudines; Cheloniidae
Gene: SNRNP35
Product: small nuclear ribonucleoprotein U11/U12 subunit 35
Biological process (GO): mRNA splicing, via spliceosome
Cellular component (GO): precatalytic spliceosome; U12-type spliceosomal complex
Molecular function (GO): snRNA binding; mRNA binding
Source: RefSeq, a predicted model, not a curated record
CGGCGGGGGGGCGUCCCCCGGGUUCUCGGCAGCGCGUGAGACCCCGAGGGCAAAGCUAGGAAGGCGCCGAGCUGGCUGCUGGGUUGCGCACGCUGCAGCGGGCAAAGGGGGGAAGGCUGCAAAGCCCAGCUGGGGGCUGAGAUGGGCUGAGAAGCACGUGGCCUGUGGCCGCCACCGAGCGGCCUGUGGGAGGCAUCUGGCCUCUUCUUACACGCGCUUAAAUACACCCAGUACCAGGCCAUAGGCAGGAUAUUCCCCUAAAAUACAUCCAGAUAAUGCAACGCUUCCUCCCACAUCAGGAAGCAAAUGCUCCCCACCUCCAUAGUGAGCAAAUCGCCUUCCCCAGGGGGCUGGAGCUUGAGGGAGUCUAGCUGAAAAAAGGAUUCCAGUGGAGUUUGUUUUAAUUAAUCUUAUAAGGGGAUUCUUUGUCAUUUCUGCAAAGUCUAAGGGGGUUUGCUAGCAAGGAUGCAGGAUGUGUCGAGGGUUUUCUGUGCCCCUCGCGGCCUAUCCAGGAGGCGUUCUAGCAGACAGAUCUGUGCUAAAAACUGAAAACCUCUCUGCAUCCAAGUUUUUCUGUCUGUAACAUGGGAAUCAACCUGCGGUGGAGUGUUAAAAUGAACGAGUGGGCGCCCAUAGCGAAAGAGUAUGACCCUCUCAAAGCAGGGAGCAUUGAUGGCACAGAUGAAGAGCCCCAUGACCGUGCCAUCUGGAGGGCCAUGUUGGCACGGUAUGUACCCAAUAAGGGGGUUACAGGAGAUCCCCACCUCACUCUGUUUGUAGCGAGACUGAAUCUACAAACCACAGAGGAGAAGCUGAAGGAAGCCUUUUCCAGGUAUGGCGACAUUAGGAAGAUUCGUCUGGUUAGAGACUUAGUCACAGGCUUUUCCAAGGGCUAUGCGUUUAUAGAGUACAAAGAGGAACGGGCGCUCUUGAAAGCCCAUAGAGAUGCCAACAGGCUGGUUAUUGACCAGCAUGAGAUAUUUGUGGACUUUGAGCUGGAAAGGACCCUCAAAGGAUGGAUCCCUCGGAGACUUGGAGGUGGUUUUGGAGGCAAGAAGGAAUCCGGGCAGCUGCGGUUUGGAGGGCGGGACAGGCCUUUCCGAAAGCCCAUCAAUUUGCCAACUAUGAAAAGUGACCUUUAUGGAGAGGGGCCUGUGGAGAAAAGGGAGAGGAGCUGGUCUCGAGAGGGAGUGAGGGACUGGAGAGCGAGGGACCGAGACCCUGAAAGGAACCGAGAGAAGAGAUGGCUGGAAAGGGAGCGAUCGUGGGCUUGGGGUGAAAGCAACCGGGAGAGAGAGCGGGAUUCCAAAGAGGAAAGGAGCAGAGGAAGAGAGAGGAAGGACAGAGAGAGAAAAGACAGGGAAAGAGACCGGAGCAGGGAGAGGGACCCUAAGAAGCAGAGAGAUGACGACAAACAUCGGUAGAAGAAAGUGUCUUUGUUACAGAUAAGCUGAACACCUGUGUACUGUGGGGAAGUUUACAGCCAGACCCCUCCAAAACCUACUGAUUCAAACAACCCUGAACUGUGGUCAGGUUCUAAUCGAGGCCUGGGCCUGCCUCCCAAGAAAGCGAUGGGAACAGAUUCGGUCAUUGGGACGCAACCUGUGGCUUUGCUGUGUGCUUCCAGCCUGCAAGGAGCCCUGCUAAUUUCCUGGAACUAGAUCCUCAGCUGGUGUAAAGUGGGACAGAGCCGCUGUCUUCAGCAGAACUGCCCCAGCCAAGCGGCUGGCCCAUUGUCUCUGGUUUAUUGUCCUUUAGGUAAUUUCUAUGGUGGUUUUGCCAGAAAGAGGGGACAAUGACUCCUGCAGUAACCUGUACCUGUGUUGAGUUGCGGAUCUCUUAUUUACAGAGCUUUUGUUCUUUGUCUCAUGUAUUAUGUGGUAUCUGCUAUUUCUUUGGUUUGAUUCCCCACCCCCACCUUGUUAAAUGUAAAAUGUUCUUUAUGUGGAAGCAAAUCUUCCUGUGGAUGUAUUCUAACCAUGCAGUGAUUUUCUCCUUUCCUUCUGGAGGUCAGGACUGUAGCAGGAUUCCUUAACAUGGUUCAAACCAUUCUAUAUAGGCAAGGCCAACAUCGGUUAUAAACGGGACAGAGCCCCAGUUCUGUUAUGACAUGAUCCCCCUUACCCAGUAGUUUACCUCUAUAGAUGGGCCCUUAUACUGCCUUACGUUCAGCGUAGCCCUCCCCCACUCACUCAGCUUGGAGCUGAGAGAGCUGCAGCUGGGAUUGGUAUCACAGUCCCAGCCCUCCAGAGACUGACAGGAGUCCUACAGGAAAAAGAGGAGAGCCAGAACUGGGCAUUCACAGCAAAAGUUUUUUUUUAAUUAUUAUUUAUUGUGAAUGUUGAAAUGUCAUGUAGUUUUAACCUAAAGAUGAACUGAUUAGACAGAGAAGUCAGAUAACUGGAAGACCCUUCCUGGACAAUUAUUUACAGCAAAGCAGUUCAAACAAGAAAAUGCAGCUUGGGGAGAGAGAGAGAGAGAAACAAGUUUAGUCAAUGUUAGAAGGCAGAUCUUAAGACAGCCAGUUAUUUUAUUUGUUGCUCUUCAGAUGUUUUCUUUACGCAAAGUCUCACUCUUGUGUUUUAUAGAGCGGGGUGGAGGGGUAGCAGGAUCUGGGAAGUAAAAGCAUUGGAAAGCACAGAGUAUUUCAUUUACUGCAUCUGAUGGUAUCUGGUUCUAUGUAGUUCCAUUUCUAAGAACGUUAAGGAACCAGUAAUCACUGUUUGCUCUGGUUUCUCUAUUAUACUAUGCUGUAGGGAGACCCAAUGGAAUGUACAAGUUGUGUGUACCUAUGGAAAUAAAAAGGAAAUGUUUAAAAAAAUUUUAAGCACACCAUACUUGUUAGCAUUCUGUAAGGAAUACCAGACUUACAGAUGUGCCUGCAUUCCCACCUAAUUCAGUGAGAUGUAAAAUGAAAUGUGUGCCCAGGCUUCUUGGCUAUUCAGAGAACGGCUUGUUUGUAUAUGAGAGAGCUCAGUCCCUAAAUAUUUCCUAUAUAUGCCAUGUGCUCACGUGACAUACUAAUGAAGUCACCUAUUGAAGAAAUAUCUAUAAAAUCAUCAUCUUUGGCUUUUGCAAAUGUUUCACACAAUUUAAAAAAGAUAGGAAAUGAUUCAGCUGCUUGAGAGAUAUAGGGAUAGACAUGAUGUUUAGAAAUAGUGUUUUUGACUGGUGUUGGGUGCAAUGGGGAAACAUGCCUUAGGAAAUCUCUUUUCAUGGAGAGCUGCUUCCCUCCUUCAUUCAGUCCUUCCCUUUAAUUAGCAGAACUUGUAUGUUCUAGACAUAGAGAUACAUGAGGGUGGAUUGCAGAUCACGUGACUUCUCAGGUUAAUUUCCAGCAGCUGUUGUGGCUAUGGCACAUCUCAAUGUAAAGUCUAUGGAGAGCUCCCAAUCAAAGCAAAGUGACCAGACUUUCAUCUGUGUAUCCCUUUGUUUUGAAACUCCUGCUCUAGCUUUGAGAAUGAUGUCCCGGGACCCGUCAGUGGGACAGUUAUGCAAUGUAAUACAACAGCCACAUAACCUGUUGUCUACCCUUUGUACCUCCACAACUGCUGUUGGGUGCUGCUCCCAUGUGGGUGCAAGAAUGAUGUAGUUUAUAAUUUUGUUAUUGUCCCUCCUUGUCUCCUGCUCCUUUUGCACCUCACUUGCUCUUUCUUGCCUAGAGAGCACAACUCUGAGGUUACGCCUACCCCAGCUAUUUCGCAAAGCAGCAAAAUUCUUUUCUGGGUCAGUCCGUCCCCCUUGACAGCUGAGCUGGCUAUAACAUGGUUAAAAGUUGUAAUGGAGAUGGAACCAAACCAUGGCCUCCUAACAAGAGUAAAGCCCAACCCAUCCAGGAUUUUAAUCUGCUUCUGGGGAUGGGUUGGUUGCUGUGUGCACUACGGCUGUUAGUUGUAACUGACUCCCCCACCUCUGUUACAAGUGUAGGGCAGAUAAAGGCGUUUUGUGCUAGAACUGGUGAAGUUUCGCUUCUAGCGAGCUCAGCAUAUUCGUGUUUAGUAGGGAGAGGCCCUGUUGAAAGCCGGGCAGCAGCAACUAUGUCAACAUUCUGACCAGAACUGUUCCAAAUGUUAUCUUGCCAGGGCCUCUGAAUAAAGUCACUAAUUGUUUACACUCUGGCCUAGAUCUCCCUAUGCUUACUGCUCAAUCU